Molecule: messenger RNA, 1519 nt
Organism: Trichechus manatus latirostris (Florida manatee)
Lineage: Eukaryota; Metazoa; Chordata; Mammalia; Sirenia; Trichechidae
Gene: SERPINF2
Product: serpin family F member 2
Exons: 9
Coding region: 62-1519 (485 amino acids)
Biological process (GO): negative regulation of fibrinolysis; negative regulation of endopeptidase activity
Molecular function (GO): serine-type endopeptidase inhibitor activity
Source: RefSeq, a predicted model, not a curated record
CAAUGGCCGGGUGUGGGGGUAUGAGGUGGGAGCUGAGACUUCCUAUCCCUGACACAGGAACAUGGCACUGCUCCGGGGGCUCCUGGUGUUUAGCUUGUCCUGCCUGCAAGGCCCCUACUUGGUGUUCUCUCCUGUGAGUGCCAUGGGGCCCUUGGACCAGCAGUUCAUGAGAGGGCAGAGCAGGGAGAAGUUUCCCCCGUUUCCCCUCUUCAAGUUGAACAAGGAGCAUGAUGCCCUGAAAAGGGCCCCAGCAGACUGUGAGGGGACCUCAACCCCGGAGCAGACUCGCAGGCUGGCCCAGGCCAUGAUGGCUUUCACCACAGACCUAUUCUCCCUGGUUGCCCACACGUCAACCAGCCCCAACCUCAUCCUGUCGCCCCUGAGCGUGGCCCUGGCACUGUCUCACCUGGCGCUAGGUGCUCGGAACCAGACAUUGCAGAGGCUGCAGCAGGUGCUGCAUGCGGACUCAGGGCCCUGCCUUCCCCACCUGCUGAGCCGCCUCUACCGGGACCUGGGCCCUGGGGCAUUCCGACUGGCUACCAGAAUGUACCUACAGAAAGGAUUUCCCAUCAAAGAGGACUUCCUGGAACAGUCAGAACAGCUUUUUGGCACAAAGCCCAUGAGCCUGACGGGAAGGCAGGGGGAUGACCUGGCGAGCAUCAACCAGUGGGUGAAGGAGGCCACGGAGGGGAAGAUUGAGAACUUCCUCUCAGAGCUGCCUGAAAACACAGUGCUGCUACUGCUUAACGCCAUCCACUUCCAGGGUCUCUGGAGGAACAAGUUUGACCCAAGCCUCACCCAGAGAGACACCUUCCACCUGGACAAGCAGUUCACAGUGCCUGUGGACAUGAUGCGAGCCCACAAGUACCCUCUGCGCUGGUUCUUGCUGGAGCAGCCUGACAUACAGGUGGCUCACUUCCCCUUUAAGAACAACAUGAGCUUUGUGGUCAUUGUGCCUGCUCAGUUUGAGUGGAACGUGUCCCAGGUGCUGGCCAACCUGAGCUGGGACACCCUGCACCAGCCUGAAGUGCAGGAGAGGCCCACCGAUGUCCAGCUGCCAAAGCUGCACCUGAAAUACCAGCUGGACCUGGUGGCCAUCCUUAGCCAGCUGGGCCUGCAGAAGCUGUUCCAGGCACCAGACCUGCGAGGGAUCUCUGACCAGAGCCUAGUGGUGUCCAGCGUGCAGCAUCAGUCCACCUUGGAACUGAGUGAAGCCGGUGUGGAGGCAGCCGCGGCAACCGGCACGGCCAUGUCCCGCAUGUCCCUCUCCUCCUUCAGCGUGAACCGCCCUUUCCUCUUUCUCCUCUUUGAGGACACCACAGGCCUGCCCCUCUUUGUGGGCAUCGUGAGGAACCCCAACCCUGGCGUGGAGCGGGAGCGCAAGGAGCAGGAUUCCCCCGAAGACAACCCCUUCCAGAAACUGAAAACCUUCCUCCACGGACACAGGCCCUUUGGCCCUGACUUGAAACUUGUGCCCCACUUGGAGGAGGAUUACCCCCAACCUAGCAUCCCCAAGUGA